This is a messenger RNA of Lathyrus sativus (Indian pea), 3072 nucleotides long. NCBI's taxonomy places the organism in Eukaryota, Viridiplantae, Streptophyta, Magnoliopsida, Fabales, Fabaceae. The record is from the annotation of a GenBank genome assembly.
AUGAAGCUUGUGGUUCGUGUGAUUGAGGCAAAGAACUUGCCACCGAUGGAUCUUAAUGGGUUGAGUGAUCCAUAUGUGAGGUUACAGUUGGGGAGACAAAGGUUUAGGACCAAAGUGGUUAAGAAGAGUUUGAAUCCUAAGUGGGAUGAAGAGUUUAGCUUUAAGGUGGAUGAUCUUAAGGAAGAGUUGGUGGUUUCUGUUAUGGAUGAAGAUAAGUACUUAAUUGAUGAUUUUCUUGGUCAGCUUAAAGUUCCCAUGUCAACUGUUUUUGAUGAGGAGAUCAAAUCACUUGGUACUGCUUGGUACUGUUUGCAACCCAAAAGCAAGAAGUCCAAGAACAAGGAAUCUGGUGAGGUUCGUUUGAGCAUAUAUUUUGAACUGAAAACUGCAUCGGUUGAGUCAAAUAUUCACGGUGAUCUAGUAUUCCAUCCAAGAAAAAGUGCGGAUUCUAUUACUAAUUCGCCUUCAAGGUCUUCCACUGGAUAUUCAAACUCAUCUUCUCCUGCAAGGGAUGAAGUUGCAUCUACUAAGGAUGAAAAACCCAGUACACAGAAAUCACUCACCGGGAGAAUUGCUAAUAUCUUUAAUAAGAAUUCUGAUGUAUCGUCAAACUCGUCACGUAGAAGCAUUGACUCAGACCAAACAGAAACUACCAAAGUGGAAGUUAGUGAGGUCAAAACUGAGGAUCAGUCCUCGGACGAGACUUUUGAAGAAGCUAUGAAGAAAAUACAAUCUUCAGAUCAAGGAAGUGAAAUUCCUAGCAACCUACCUGGAGGGUUGUUAGUUGAUCAACAUUAUAAUAUUGCACCCGAAGACUUGAACGUGCUUCUCUUUUCUUCCGAUUCAAAUUUUCUCAAGUCAUUGGCUGAUGUUCAACGUAGUACCGAACUGCAAUUAGGACCUUGGAAAUUUGAGAAUGGCGGGGAGAGCCUCAAAAGAUUAGUCACUUACAUCAAGGCUCCUAGCAAAUUAAUUAAGGCAGUCAAAGCCUUUGAAGACCAGACAUAUUUAAAAGCUGAUGGGAAGAACUUUGCUGUUUUCGUCGUUGUCAGCACUCCUGAUGUUGUGUAUGGGAGCACCUUUCGGGUAGAAUUACUCUAUAUAAUCACACCUGGACCUGAGUUGCCCUCAGGAGAACAGUGUUCACAUCUGGUUAUAUCAUGGCGAAUGAAUUUCAUACAGAGCACCAUGAUGAAAGGAAUGAUAGAGAAUGGGGCUCGGCAAGGUAUGAAGGAUAGUUUUGAACAAUAUGCCAGUUUAUUAUCCCAGGAUGUCAAACCUGUUGAUCUAACAGAACUUAGUUCGAGUAAGGAGCAAGCUUUGGCAUCUUUACAAGCAGAGCCGCAGUCAGAUUGGAAGCUGGCAGUGCAGUAUUUUGCUAACUUCACAGUAGUCUCAACAGUUUUCAUAGGGUUGUAUGUGCUUGUCCACAUAUGGCUUGCUGCUCCGAGUAUAAUUCAAGGGCUCGAGUUUGCUGGACUUGAUUUGCCAGAUUCAGUAGGUGAAUUCGUUGUUUGUGCUGUCCUGGUUCUUCAAGGUGAACGCAUGCUGGGUUUAAUAUCACGCUUCAUAAAAGCCAGAGCACAAAAGGGCAGUGAUCAUGGAAUUAAAGCUCAAGGAGAUGGGUGGUUAUUAACCGUUGCCUUGCUUGAAGGAAGCCAUUUAGCUUCCGUGGACUCUGGUGGAUUCUCCGACCCAUAUGUAGUGUUUACGUGCAAUGGGAAAGUAAGAACCAGUUCAAUCAAGUUCCAAAAAUCUAAUCCUUUAUGGAACGAAGUAUUUGAGUUUGAUGCAAUGGAUGAUCCUCCUUCUGUGAUGGAUGUGGAAGUUUAUGAUUUUGAUGGGCCUUUUGAUGCAACUACAUGUCUAGGGCAUGCUGAAAUUAACUUUCUAAAAGCAAACAUCUCAGAUCUUGCCGAUACAUGGGUUCCUCUUGAAGGCAAGUUAGCUUUGGCAUGUCAGUCUAAGUUGCACUUGAGAAUUUUCUUGGACAACACUAGAGGUGGAAACGUAACGAAAGACUAUUUAAGUAAAAUGGAAAAAGAGGUUGGGAAGAAGAUUAAUAUGCGGUCUCCUCAAACUAAUUCGGCGUUUCAGAAACUCUUCGGGCUUCCACCUGAGGAAUUUCUCAUCAAUGACUUCACAUGUCACUUGAAAAGAAAAAUGCCCCUGCAGGGACGCCUAUUUCUAUCACCAAGAAUAAUUGGAUUUCAUGCUAAUUUGUUUGGAAAGAAAACAAAAUUCUUUUUUCUUUGGGAGGAUAUUGAAGACAUUCAGGUUAUUCCUCCAACAUUUUCAUCAAUGGGAAGUCCAAUAGUUGUCAUAACUCUUCGGCCGGGUAGAGGUGUCGAUGCAAGGCAUGGUGCAAAAACACAAGACGAACAAGGAAGGCUGAAUUUCAAUUUCCAGUCCUUUGUAUCGUUCAAUGUCGCACACAAGACGGUUAUGGCUUUGUGGAAGGCCAGAUCAUUGACUCCUGAGCAGAAAGUGAAGGUUGUUGAACAGGAAUCUGAAACCAAAACCCUUAUAAGUGAAGAUAGUGGCUCGUACCUUGUCCUGGAUGAUGUUAGCAUGUCUGAGAUUCAUUCGUGUUGUCUUCCAAUUCCUGCAAGUUUUCUAAUGGAGAUAUUUAGUGGAGGUGAGGUUGACCGUCGGGUUAUGGAAAACUCUGGUUGUCUUAAUUACUCUUAUACCCCUUGGGUAUCAGAGAACAGCGAUAUCUCUGAGAGGGCAGUAUAUUACAAAUUUGAGAAGCAUGUUUCAAGUUAUAAAGGUGAAGUGACAAGUACUCAACAAAGAUCUCCCCUUUUAGAUGGAAAGGGUUGGCUUGUAGAAGAAGUUUUGAAUCUUCAUGGUGUUCCUCUUGGUGAUUAUUUCAAUAUACACCUUCGCUAUCAAAUAGAAGAUUUACCCCCAAAAGCAAAGGGGUGUAGAGUUCUAGUGUUUUUCGGAAUUGAAUGGCUGAAAAAUACAAAGAAUCAGAAAAGGAUUACAAAGAACAUUCUACAAAAUCUGCAAGAACGUCUUAAAUUGACCUUUAGUCUAGCUGAGAAGGAGCUUUUACCUAGAUAG